Molecule: messenger RNA, 198 nt
Organism: Racocetra persica
Lineage: Eukaryota; Fungi; Glomeromycota; Glomeromycetes; Diversisporales; Gigasporaceae
Source: the annotation of a GenBank genome assembly
AUAUUAAAAAUGAGUAAGCUUCAAGCUUCAAUUAACUACCAAUAUCAACUUGAUAAUACAAGUUCUAAUGAAUUGCAUAAUUCAGAUGAUGAGUCUGUAGAUACAGCUUCUUCUAAUAAUAAAGUACAAAUGUUUAGAGAAAAUUUGAAUAAAGAAUCAGGAGAAUUAGAUGAUGAAAUUGAUAUGAGUGUAUUAUGA